AUGUCAAGAUGGAUGCCAAUGGAGUCCCCUACAGGUUCAAGGCCUGAUUCUGCACAUGAUGCUUCUCACUGUGCAGUACUCGUGAUUGCCACCAAGUUUGAUUGGGAGGUUGAUUCCAUCAACAUCAAACAGGCUUACUUAAAUGCAAGCCUCAACCACAACAUCUACCUCAAGCCCCUGGAGGGUGUGAACAUGGCACCAGGCAAGGCAUACAAGCUACUCAAGAGCCUGUAUGGACUAAAGCAGUCUGGGUGCAAAUGGCACAAGGAGCUAGACUUGCACCUCUGGUACUUAGGUUUCUUCCCUUCUCAAGCAGUACCUUGCAUAUACCUCAAGGGAACAGGUGACAAUCAAGUAAUAAUCACCAUAUACAUCAAUGACAUGCUUAUUGCAGCACCAAGGCAACAUCAAAUCAAUGCAGUGAAACAAGCAAUCAUCAAGAAAUGGCAAAUCAAAGACAAUGGCCUGGUAAUGGAAUUCUUAAAGAUCAAGAUCACAUGCAAUUGGAAGGAUCAAACAAUUGACCUGGAUCAACAAGCUUACAUUAAGGAAAUCAUCAAUGAGUGGAUUUGA
Molecule: messenger RNA, 573 nt
Organism: Ustilago hordei
Lineage: Eukaryota; Fungi; Basidiomycota; Ustilaginomycetes; Ustilaginales; Ustilaginaceae
Exons: 1
Coding region: 1-573 (190 amino acids)
Source: RefSeq, a predicted model, not a curated record